AUGGCUGGUGAUGAGAUUAGAGUUAAAAACAAGAUGAAGAGGCAAGCUCUCUUCGCCGAAGUCAAGGAUCAAAAGAAUAAAGAACGUCAUACGAUGAGAAGAACUAGAGCUAAAGAAGAAAGAGAAAACCCAGAAUUAAAAGAAAAGAGAUUGAAAGAGAAUGUGACGCAGACUAUUGAUUCCAUGAGAGUUUAUGACGAGACGAUAAAGGAAGCGAUUGAAGGUGAUGAAGAUGAUUUGAUGAAAUUUUUCAAUAAUAGGAAUAGUAAUCAACCUCCAAAGAUUUUUUUAACAACAAAUGUGAAUGCCAAGAAGGCAGCAUACGAAUUUGCUAACGUACUUAUUGAAGUCUUACCAAAUGUCACUUUUGUGAAGAGAAAAUUCGGCUAUAAAUUAAAAGAAAUUGCCGAUAUGUGUAUUAAGAGAGACUUCACCGAUAUGGUUAUUAUAAAUGAAGAUAAGAAGAAGGUCACUGGGUUGACGUUCAUGCAUUUACCAGAAGGUCCAAGUUUCUAUUUCAAACUGAGUUCCUAUGUUGAAGUUAAAAAAAUCGUGGGUCACGGUAGGCCCACGAGUCACAUACCUGAACUGAUCCUUAACAAUUUCCAAACAAGAUUGGGUAAAACUGUCGGCAGGUUAUUCCAAUCGAUAUUCCCUCAAAAUCCUGAAUUUGAAGGUAGACAAGUCAUAACAUUGCAUAACCAAAGAGACUACAUUUUCUUUAGAAGACAUCGUUACGUUUUCAGAAAUGAAGAGAAAGUGGGUUUACAAGAAUUGGGUCCCCAGUUCACGUUGAAGUUGAAGAGAUUACAAAGAGGUCUCAAAGAAGAAACCGAAUGGGAACACAGGCCUGAAAUGGACAAGGAAAAGAAGAAAUUUCACCUUUAG
Messenger RNA from Kazachstania africana CBS 2517, 888 nucleotides. It is a transcript of the gene RPF1, whose product is annotated as rRNA-binding ribosome biosynthesis protein RPF1. The record is from RefSeq and is a predicted model, not a curated record. Gene Ontology annotation, molecular function: rRNA primary transcript binding. Lineage: Eukaryota; Fungi; Ascomycota; Saccharomycetes; Saccharomycetales; Saccharomycetaceae. Gene Ontology annotation, cellular component: preribosome, large subunit precursor; nucleolus. Gene Ontology annotation, biological process: maturation of LSU-rRNA; maturation of 5.8S rRNA. The transcript has a single exon. The coding region runs from base 1 to 888 and encodes 295 amino acids.